Pseudonaja textilis is the source of this 2388-nucleotide messenger RNA. RefSeq names its product N-acetylglucosamine-6-sulfatase. Lineage: Eukaryota; Metazoa; Chordata; Lepidosauria; Squamata; Elapidae. Gene Ontology annotation, molecular function: N-acetylglucosamine-6-sulfatase activity; glycosaminoglycan binding. Gene Ontology annotation, biological process: glycosaminoglycan metabolic process. The record is from RefSeq and is a predicted model, not a curated record.
AGUCACAAGACGCGGAGCCGGAGGGGCGUCCUCGUCGUCGUCGGCGCUUCCUUGAAAGUCAGCUGGGAAGGGGGACAAAAAAGGGGGGGAACGAGUUUCCACGGAGCGAGGAUGCGACCCACGCGGGGUUUGCGGGGACGGGAGGGGCUCGCGGGGGGCCUUUGGCUGCUGCUGCUGCUGCUGCUGCUGCUCCUGAAUGCGGGGCGCGGAGAAGUCGGCGGAGCCCAGAGAGCCAACAUCGUUCUCAUCCUCGCCGACGACCAGGACCUGGUCCUGGGGGGAAUGGGCCCGAUGAAGAAGACCCAAGUUCUGAUGGGUCAAUUUGGGGCUACCUUUGCUAAUGCAUUUUCAGUGACUCCGCUCUGUUGUCCCAGCCGCAGCAGCAUCCUGACAGGUUUGUAUCCCCACAACCACUUGGUGCGGAACAACACCUUGGAAGGGAAUUGCAGCAACGCCGCCUGGCAGAAAUUCCAGGAGCCCUUAAGCUUCCCAGUUUACCUGCAGAAGCAAGGUUACCAAACUUUCUACGCUGGCAAAUACCUCAACCAGUACGGGCACCCGCAAGCGGGCGGCGUUCAGCACGUUCCCAUGGGAUGGACACAUUGGCUAGGUCUGGUGGGCAAUUCUAAGUACUACAACUACACCCUUUCGUUGAACGGGCAUGAGGAGAAACACGGAGACCACUACGAAGAGGACUACCUCACGGACCUUCUGACUAAUCGGAGCCUGGAGUUCCUACGGAAGCUUUCGCGCCCUCCCUUCCUCAUGGUGUUAGCCCCGCCUGCUGCGCACUCGCCCUGGACGGUGGCUCCUCACUACAAGUCCACCUACGGUAGCCUCAAGGCCCCUCGCAAUGGCAGUUUCAAUGUGCACGGGAAGGACAAGCACUGGCUGAUAAAACAAGCGAAGACGCCAAUGUCCAACAGCUCCAUUCAGUUCUUAGACCGUGUUUAUAGAGCCCGGUGGCAAACUUUGUUGUCAGUAGACGAUAUGGUACAGAAAGUGUUGGAUCAGUUGAAGUCCCUUAAAUUGCUGGACAGCACAUAUGUGUUCUACACCUCAGAUCAUGGUUACCACACAGGGCAAUUCUCGUUGCCUAUCGACAAACGGCAACUUUACGAGUUUGAUAUCCGGGUGCCGUUGCUGGUCCGAGGCCCAGGUGUUAAAGGAAAUAAAACAUACCUGGAACCCAUUCUGAAUAUUGACUUGGCACCCACUUUCUUGGACAUUGCAGGAGUCAACGCUUCUCAGACCAACAUGGAUGGGGUCUCUUUCUUGCCCCUCUUGGUGAACAAGGUACAGAAAUCUGCAUGGCGGUCAGAUUUCCUGGUGCAAUAUACUGGAGAAGGCUACACAACCAGGGACCCCGAGUGUCCGUCCUUGGGACCAGGAGUGUCACAAUGUUUUCCCGACUGCGUGUGUGAAGAUGCCUACAACAACACAUAUGCCUGCGUGCGCACGCUGAGCGCUGCGAACGUGCAAUACUGUGAAUUUGCCGAUAAAGAGAAUUUUGUGGAAGUCUACAACCUGACUGCAGAUCCCCACCAGCUGACUAACAUAGCCAAGAGUGUCGACCCUUCGCUGCUCGUGCAGAUGAACCAGAAGCUGAUCAAAUUGCAAGCUUGUUCCGGCAUCAGCUGCCGUACCUGAGGGUUGGAACGCUUUGGCUAGGACCAAGAACCCAAGAAUCCCUUCCCUCGUGGUUUCCUGGCCUGGCGCUCCUCCCGUCUCCAAACCGAAGCGAACGUGGUGCUGCCUAUUAAUUUAGGAUGGCUCGAUCUUUUAAUCCCAAGUUUGGAGUUUGCUGUGCUGGAAUAGGGUUUGGGGUAGAGCGGAAAGGAAAAAUGUGGGUGAGGAAUGAAGGCUCUCGCCCACUCCAAGCGCACCCAACCUUAGCGACUUUUGAGACUUGUGGACUUCAACUCUCAGAGUUCUGGGGGAUUCUGGGAGUUGAGGUCCACAAGUCCAAAAGGUUGCCCACCCCUGCAGACACCCUAUGAAAUUCUAGUGCCUACCUCGCUUCGUUGCUCAUCUUGUCUUCUUUUAGCCAGGCAGUGAGCAAUGAGGUCUCACUUCAGAGUGAAGAAUGUCUCAGUCUGGAACUUUCCAGAUGUUCUUGGACUACAGGAUCCUACAGCAGCUGUCAUCCUUGGGACUACACAUCCCACCUUGCACUGCUCCAGUUAGGGGAGGGAUGGGGAGGAGUCUUUCCGUUCGGUCAUUGAUUAGCGCAGAAUGAAAUAACCUGGGAUGGUCAACCUCCAUGGUCAUCUUCCUUCCUUCCUUGGGCUGACUGAGAUCUUGGAGGCUCUGCGUAUCCCUGCAGGGACCAUUGUGCCUCGUCUGACUUUCUUGCCAGGUCCAUGGUGAUUAUUGCAGUUGCUAUCU